GACGAACCAGGAAAAUGUUCUUAAUGUUUAACUGUUAUUUGCAAUAUUUUAAAUGAAGAGUAUUAGCAGAAAGUUAUGCUUUAGUUUGUAUUAGACACCUAAUGUGCAUUACCGAGGAAAAACCCCACCAAUUUCUGAUAAGGGUCUUAAUCUUUGGGAGGCAUAGCAACUACAAUACAAUGCAUGAGUUACCAUGGUAUAUAUUACUGUAUUAGCUUGAUAACGUUGAGAGAAUAUUCUUCGAAACGUCGCCCAAAUAAAUAAGUAGCUGUUUUUACAUAAGUAUGUGUUACAGUUUAUUGUUCUGAUAAGGGGUUUGCGAGAAAUCAUCUCUUAUUUUUCCUUCUCAUGUUUUUAAAAACAUGUUUGAUACGGUAUAAACAUGUAACGUUUGGGCGUAGUGAUGUUUUCACUUCAGAUUAUGGCCUCCUUUAUUUACAUUGUGCAAUCAAGUUGAUGAUAUUUCAUGUUAGAGGUUUCGUAUUUGUCAUUUGAAUUUUACAUAAAUAGAAUAAUAGAUGCUGAUUCGUUUAUAUGAAAUUGCUUAAAUUAGAAUAUGUUGAAAAUUAGGAGAAUUUGAAAAAGCAGGGAAUUAUUUUAGCUGCCAGCAGCCCUGUCUAAAGUUAGUAUAAAACUGUAAACAUGCCUUAGGCCUAGUUCUCAAUAUCACACGAUUUGACUAUGCAGUUUAAUAUUUUUAUUCACCCAUAUUGCAAUGGUUGUGGUUGUAUAUUGCCAUCGCCCCUGUCCGUUCGUGAACGCUCUAGAGACUAAUGUUAAUAUCCAGUUGACUAUAAAUUUAUACUCAGUGUUUAAGGUUAGGAUAUGACCAACCCUAUUGCUUUUCAAUGAUUUCUGAUAAUUUCUGUCAAUGUUUAGAGCACUUGAUCACUUGAGAUAUCUUGUGGACGCGCUAGAGGUUAAUGUUGAUAGAAAUUUAUACACAUGUCUAAGGUCAUGAAACAAACAUUUUAAAACAAAUUUUAAUGAUUUCUGAUAAUUACUAAAUGGGUUAUUACGCGUAAUCAGAUUUUCAUGUGUUGUAAAUGUUCUCAUUACUGACAAAAUAAAAAAAUAUGCGACCGACAACACUUGUUGACUGCUCGGAUGACUUAGCCACUGUGGCCGUAUAUUUCGUUGCCUGGCAGACUAUCUAUAAAUUAAAUCAUUAAAUGGCGAUUGUAUUUUAAUUCGUUUCCAUCUGAACUAUUCUAGAGAAUUGAUUAUGGGUUUGUUAUGUGAAUAAAUGUCUAUAUAAUAAUUUGUAUAACAUUUGAAGCCAAAAUAAAAGAAAAAAGAACAUGUAAUAGAAUAGGCAGAUUUAGCUCUUACUCAUUGAGUCAACUCGCGUAGUAUCAAUUCCCUGGUUGUACAUGUAUGUGACAAGGAGUAGGGAUGCCUGUCCAACCUCAUGGAUUUUCUCUGGGUCCUCCGGUUUCCUCCCACUUUUAAAGACCCCUACGUGUAUCCGCAUGCACGUAAAAGAUCCUUUGGCAGUUGGAAUUUGAUAUAAGAGUAGGCCAUAGUGUCGCUGCCCUGGCAAAAUUUGCCUCAUAGCACACUGUAUGGCGUAUGCCGGUCUUCAUUAGCCCAGUCGGAGCAGAACAGUGGGACGUUAAACCCCAUUUCCUUUCAUAUUAUAUAAUGUAUAAUUACAGAGUACUAAAUCCCUGCUGGUAGCCUAGUUUACCGAUUCUUGAUUUAUUUAACAAUAUGAAAGAAGGAUUGAAAUCAUCUCAGCAUGCAAUAUAACUCUUUCAUUUUGAUACAUAGACAGUAACAAUUCAAUUAAUUAUAUUCUAUUGCAUAUUUCAGAGACCGCAUAAAACUUGUGUGAAAGAUGGGAGAUCAAAUUAUUAGACAGUCGCUUUUAGAAAUCACAUUAUUUAGCAUGUUCAUCUGCUUCAUAGACUCUUAACUAUGGAUCUAUCAUACAUGAUUGAUAGAAUAUUACAGUUUUCAUCGAGGAAAAAAAUGAAGUGACUUACUUAUAGGAGAGCCGUAAAAUGGGAAACAUUAUUCAAAGACUAAGGAGUAGGACUAAACCCAAAUAUCGGACUAUUGUGCCAAAUUGUGCUGUAGAUCCAGAAAUUUCCCAUUCUCAUAAAAGUCAUCCAAAUCAUGGAUAUUUAUCGAACAAGAUCCAAACAAACCGCUAUUCUGUGAUAACGUUUUUACCCAAAAAUCUUUUUGAACAAUUUCACCGCUAUGCUAAUUUAUACUUCAUAUUUCUGGUUGCAUUGAAUUGGGUGCCGGAGGUAAAUGCAUUUGCAAAGGAAAUCACAAUGUUACCGGUUAUAUUUGUGCUGGCUGUUACUGCUGUCAAGGAUGCUUAUGAAGAUUUUCAGCGAUACAGAUCUGAUAAAAAAGUCAACUCUCAAAAUUGUCGUAAAUUUUCAAGUACAGAAAAACGUUAUGUAAAAACCGAUUGGCAUGAUAUACAUGUUGGUGAUUUUGUCCAUCUGUCUUGUAAUGAGAUAAUACCUGCUGACAUUUUACUGCUAAGAUCUAGUGAUAAAGAGGGAAUCUGUCAUAUUGAAACAUGUAAUAUAGAUGGUGAAAAUAAUCUCAAACAAAGAUAUAGUGUUAAAGGACUUGACACAAAGGAAUGUGAAUUUGAUCCUUCAGAUUUUCAUAAUGUCAUAGAAGUGGAACAACCUAAUUGUGCAAUUUAUAAAUUUAAAGGGUAUAUAUUUGAAAAUGAAGAGAAUAAGAUAGCUUUAAAUAGAGAUAAUUUACUGCUGAGAGGUUGUGUUAUAAGAAAUACAGAUUUUAUUGAGGGUAUCUGUGUAUACGCUGGUCAUGAAACAAAAGCAUUGUUAAAUAAUCGUGGUCCUAGAUAUAAACGCAGUAAAUUAGAACGAGCUAUAAAUCGGGAUGUUGUCUGGUGUGUUGUACUCCUGUUAUUUUUAUGUUUUUUCUGUGCCAUAGGAAGUGGAAUAUGGUUAGCGGACUAUAACACUAUAAAAGAAAAUACAAAUUUGGUACCAUUUAUAUCAUUUGGUGAUUUAGAUAAAUAUUCACCAUUAUACCAAGGUUUUAUUGUCUUUUGGACGUAUGUCAUCAUGUAUCAAGUUGUGAUACCUUUACCAUUAUAUGUAUCUGUAGAAUUAGUUAAAUUAGGACAAGUCUAUUUUAUGACACAAGAUAAAGAAUUCUACCAUCCAGAAUCAGAUAAAAGACUAGAAUGUCGUGCCUUGAACAUAACAGAAGAUCUGGGCCAAAUACAAUAUAUAUUUUCUGAUAAAACAGGAACAUUAACUGAGAAUGUUAUGGAGUUUAAAAGUUGUACUAUAGGUGGUGUUGACUAUCCUCAUUUACCAGGAGACGAGGAGAGUAGUGAAAAUGAUAUUGAUAGUAAAUUUUCUGUCCCCAGCAGAAACAGUUCCAUUUUAGAGAAUUUGCGGUUAGAACCAGCAUUACAGAGAGAAUUAUCUAAUAUGUGUUUAAGAAGUUUAGAUAGUGUAGAGUUAGUUAUACCAAGACAUGUACAACGAGUCCAGGAAUUCUUUUUAUUAAUGGCUGUCUGUAAUACUGUAGUUGUCUCCCAUCAUCCACAUGAAGAUAAUAUAGAUGAAAGUGGUUUUCUAACAGAUCCACAGUUUGUUGGUGGAAUUGCUUCAAGAAUUGAUCAACCAUUAGAUAAAUAUAGCCGUCUGUCCCGAUCUAGUUCACCAUCGUCGAGUCAAGAUCCGCGUGAUUCACUAACACCAGUCCCAUCAGAAGGUAGUAUUGGUGGCUCCUCUUUACUAUCUGACAUGUCGUCACGUACUAGGUAUGAAGCUGAAAGUCCUGAUGAACUAGCUCUUGUUAAAGCUGCCAGUACGUAUGGUUGUCGUCUACUCAAAAGAUCUCCUAAAACAGUAGUUGUUUGGUUGCCAGCUGAAGGAGAGGUUGAACUAGAAAUAUUACAUAUUUUACCCUUUGAUUCAACACGUAAACGCAUGUCUGUGAUACUUCGUCAUCCAUUAUCAAAAGAAAUAACCCUUUAUACCAAGGGAGCAGAUUCAGCCAUAUUAAGUGUUUUAGAUAAAAGUUUUAAAGUUGAUGAAGAAUAUAGACUACAACGAGAUCAAACUACUGAACAUCUGACGCAAUAUGCCAUGAAGGGUUUACGUACAUUAUGUAUGGCAAAAAGGGUUUUAAAAGAGGAUCAAUACAAAGCAUGGUUAGUUGAUUAUCUGGUCGCAUCAGCUUCAAUAGAAGAAAGAGAAGAACUUAUGUUAAAAUCUUUCUGUGAUAUAGAAACUGGGUUAGACUUAUUAGGUGCUACUGGUAUAGAAGACAAAUUACAAGAUGGGGUCCCAGAAACUAUAGCUAAAUUAGGUGAAGCAGGUAUUAAAUUAUGGGUGUUAACUGGAGAUAAACAAGAAACAGCUAUACAGAUCGCAUAUUCUACAAAACUAUUUACUAAAAAACAAGAAGUUCUACAGCUGAAUGCCACAACUAAGGAAGAAGCAGAAGAUCUUUUAAGACAUCAUUCAGAGCAAAUAUCUAAAGACUACAAGUCUUCACUUAAAGAGCAUAAUAAUGACACAUCAACAACAGUCUUUAGAGAAUAUGUUUUAGUUAUAGAUGGUACAACUCUGGCAUUUGCUCUAACAGAGGAACUAGAUCCCAUUUUCUUGGCUCUUUGUCAGAAAUGUAAAGCUGUCGUCUGCUGUCGUGCCACACCUAUACAGAAGGGAAAUGUUGUUAAAUUGGUUAAAGAAAGAUUGCAGAAAAUGACUUUAGCUAUAGGUGAUGGAGCUAACGAUGUUAGUAUGAUACAGACAGCUGAUAUAGGUAUAGGUAUAUCAGGUCAAGAAGGUAUGCAAGCUGUCAUGGCAUCAGACUUCGCUAUUGCUCAGUUCCGUUUCCUUUUAAGACUAUUGUUAGUACAUGGUCACUGGAAUUACUUUCGUCUUUCAAAUUUUGCUGCCAUCAUGUUUUAUAAAAGUCUGAUUACUGUGUUUUUAUUAUUUUGGUUUCAAAUCUAUAGUGGUUUUAGUGGUUCACUGAUGAUAGACAGUUUAUAUUUAAUGUUAGAACAUUUGCUUUUUGUAUCCGUUCCUCCAAUAGUAAACGGCGUAUUUGAUAAAGAUACAUCAGCUGAACAAUUAUUAGAUAAACCACAUUUAUAUAAAGCAGGUCAGAAUAGCAAGUUAUAUACCAAAUGGACAUUUGGCAUUAUUUUUCUUGAUUCACUAUACCAAAGCCUGGUCAUCUAUUUCAUCACCCAUUAUUCAUACACAAACUUUGGUGUUGGUUUAUGGGAGUUUGGUACUACAAUAUGUGUUUGUAUGAUAUUAAUUAUUUUACUACAGAUUGGUCUAGAAACUAAUUCAUGGGUAUGGUUGCAGUGGUUAUUUUUGAUACUAAGUUUCAUGGUAUUUUGGAUGUUUGCCAUCGUUUCUAAUGCCAUCUUUUUCACAUUCAACCCUCCUUCUAAUCCAUAUUGGGUAAUGGAGAAUACCAUAUCUCAGGCUAUACAUUCUUGUAUUGCAAUCAUUGUUUGUGUUCUAGCUUUACUGCCACGGGUCGUGAUAAAAUCAAUACAGUUUACGUUGUUUCCUACGGACAUUGAUAUAAUUAAACAACAAAUACAGGAAACCAUGACAACAGAGGAAAAACAAGAUGUUCGUGGUUAUGAUAAUGAUAACGUUAAUACAACAGGUCUUGUUAAUGCACAAACAAUGCAAACUAGUGAUAGUUCCAACAUGAAUCAAGAUAACGCUUCAUCGAGCAGAUAUAAUGAAAUGAAAAUUUCAAAUAAUGAUGUCGCUGCUCAUAAAAGAAAUACUUCUUCAUUUCUCGUUACAAAGCUCUAGUCGAUUUUGCACAAUAUUUCCAAAUGAAGCAUUACAUCAUUACAGAAUUGAACUUCAGACAGACAUUUGUCAAAAUGCUUUUGGGAUUAAUGUAAUAUGUGCCACGUUCAUAACUGAGGUUUUUAAAGAUUAUUUUGCUUUUAAGGAACCAAAACAUUUUUGUAAAAUAUUUUAAUAUUUUAAGGAUCCUUACCUGGACCCUGUUUCUCAAAAUCUUAACUAAAGAUAAAAAUCCAAAUUUUAGUAGAUACUUCAAUUUUGAUAGGCUAAGCAGUAAAAUCAAUCUAAUAUUAUCCAAUCAAAUUACUAAAAUUUGGAUUUUAUCUUAGUUAAAAUUUCGUGAAACAGGCCUCUGACAUUUUUGAAUAUAUAACAUAUUUUGUACUCGUGGCAAUUGUUGAUAUAUUUUUAGAUGAGUUUUUCUGUUUUUUUUCUUUUUAUUAACUUAUUUUUUGUAUUUAUGCUUAUUUAAUAUAUUAUUGCUAAAAUAUUAUUGAAUGUUAAGAAAAACAAGUAAAUGUUUUUUUAAGAUAAUAUUGAAAUUGAUAGAAAUGAAAUGAAAUGAAAUGGAGUUUAACGUCCUACUGUUCUGCUCCUAACCUGGGCUAAUAAAGACGGGGAAAUUGAUAGACACAUGAUCUCAGAAAUAUACUUAUUUAAGGCAAGUUAAUAUUUUAUGAGGCAAUUUGUUGGGAUUGAUGAAAUACUGUCUGGUCAAGCUGGAACUAUAUUUUCAUUCGAUCUAAGCAUGAAUUCCUCUGAACAAUUAGUCCCUUUAGCCCUAAACAGGGUUUAAACUUUGGCUGUUUUCCAUCCAAACAUUCAGAUACACAUAAUUUCAUAAUAUACCUACGCAUAGUUGAUUAAUGGGAGUCCCCCAAAAUUGACAGUUCGGAAAUAUUUAUUGUUUAUUACUGGUGUUUAAUUUGACUAUUUUUACAUAAUAGUCUGUACCCAGUGUUUAGGUUUAUAUCUUAACAAAUUUUAGAGCCACAGGAUUUGGUAACCGAUAGCCUUACCUUAAACACAGCGGAAGCUACAUUGUUAAUAUUUUGAGUGGAGAACAGAUACUUUCUUAUUGAACAUUUUAACAUAUGUUUUUUUCUACCCAUAAUUGUGAUGUACAUAUUUAUAAACAGAUUUACAGUUUUAUUAGAAUCCAUCGCCAAUUUUUGAAAAAUGGCAUAUCUCAGAGAGCAGGAACUCAAUCUUUACAUGUAUUCUAGCAAAAUAAAGCUCAAAUGUCUAAGAUUUUAUUAUAAACAUUUGAAUAUGGGUCUAGAAUAUUUACUUCAAUAUUCAUUAUUAAUUCCAUAAAGCUCAAAUGUUUUAAGAUUUUACUAAAAACAUUUAAAUAUGGGUCUAGAAUAUUCACUUCAUUAUUCAUUAUUAAUUCAAUAAAGCUCAAAUGUUUUAAGAUUUUAUUAUAAACAUUUGAAUAUGGGUCUAGAAUAUUUACUUCAAUAUUCAUUAAAUGUUUAAGAUUUUGUUAAAAACAUUUGAAAUGGGUCUAGAAUAUUCACUUCAUUAUUCAUUGUUAAUUCAACUUUUGUGAGUCAUGUUUAAAUUAUUUGAUCAUGUUAUUUUGCAUCUAGUAACAUUCACGAAUAAAUGAAUCAUUUCCAUAUGAAAUUUCCACCAUUCACAUAUAUUAUGUUUGUUUCUGUUUCUAGUUUUGGGUAGGUCUUGAUCUUUUGAUGAAUGAAA
This is a messenger RNA of Patella vulgata (common limpet), 7517 nucleotides long. RefSeq names its product phospholipid-transporting ATPase VA. Lineage: Eukaryota; Metazoa; Mollusca; Gastropoda; Patellidae. The transcript is spliced from 21 exons. The coding region runs from base 2007 to 5810 and encodes 1267 amino acids. Gene Ontology annotation, cellular component: plasma membrane. The record is from RefSeq and is a predicted model, not a curated record. Gene Ontology annotation, molecular function: magnesium ion binding; ATP binding; ATPase-coupled intramembrane lipid carrier activity. Gene Ontology annotation, biological process: phospholipid translocation.